Messenger RNA from Oncorhynchus keta (chum salmon), 1602 nucleotides. RefSeq names its product protein starmaker-like. The record is from RefSeq and is a predicted model, not a curated record. The transcript has 5 exons. Lineage: Eukaryota; Metazoa; Chordata; Actinopteri; Salmoniformes; Salmonidae. Bases 1 to 1602 code for a protein of 533 amino acids.
AUGUCUCGGUACCCCAACCUACAUCCUCAAGACGGCAAAGACGUGGAUAAAGAUAAAGACAAAGACGAGGAUAAAGAUAAAGACAAAGACGUGGAUAAAGAUAAAGACAAAGACGAGGAUAAAGAUAAAGACAAAGACGAGGAUAAAGAUAAAGACAAAGACGAGGAUAAAGACAAAGACGAGGAUAAAGAUAAAGACAAAGACGAGGAUAAAGAUAAAGACAAAGACGAGGAUAAAGAUAAAGACAAAGACGUGGAUAAAGAUAAAGACAAAGACGAGGAUAAAGAUAAAGACAAAGAUGAGGAUAAAGAUAAAGACAAAGACGAGGAUAAAGAUAAAGACAAAGACGAGGAUAAAGAUAAAGACAAAGACGAGGAUAAAGAUAAAGACAAAGACGUGGAUAAAGAUAAAGACAAAGACGAGGAUAAAGAUAAAGACAAAGACGUGGAUAAAGAUAAAGACAAAGACGUGGAUAAAGAUAAAGACAAAGACGAGGAUAAAGAUAAAGACAAAGACGAGGAUAAAGAUAAAGACAAAGACGUGGAUAAAGAUAAAGACAAAGACGUGGAUAAAGAUAAAGACAAAGACGAGGAUAAAGAUAAAGACAAAGACGAGGAUAAAGAUAAAGACAAAGACGUGGAUAAAGAUAAAGACAAAGACGAGGAUGAAGAUAAAGACAAAGACGUGGAUAAAGAUAAAGACAAAGACGAGGAUAAAGAUAAAGACAAAGACGUGGAUAAAGAUAAAGACAAAGACGUGGAUAACGAUAAAGACAAAGAUGUGGAUAAAGAUAAAGACAAAGACGUGGAUAAAGAUAAAGACAAAGACGAGGAUAAAGAUAAAGACAAAGACGAGGAUAAAGAUAAAGACAAAGACGAGGAUAAAGAUAAAGACAAAGACGUGGAUAAAGAUCAAGACAAAGUCGUGGAUAAAGAUAAAGACAAAGACGAGGAUAAAGAUAAAGACAAAGACGAGGAUAAAGAUAAAGACAAAGACGAGGAUAAAGAUAAAGACAAAGACGAGGAUAAAGAUAAAGACAAAGACGAUAAAGAUAAACACAAAGACGUGGAUAAAGAUCAAGACAAAGUCGUGGAUAAAGAUAAAGACAAAGACGAGGAUAAAGAUAAAGACAAAGACGAGGAUAAAGAUAAAGACAAAGACGAGGGUAAAGAUAAAGACAAAGACGAGGAUAAAGAUAAAGACAAAGACGAGGAUAAAGAUAAAGACAAAGACGUGGAUAAAGAUAAAGACAAAGACGAGGAUAAAGAUAAAGACAAAGACGAGGAUAAAGAUAAAGACAAAGACGUGGAUAAAGACAAAGACAAAGACGAGGAUAAAGAUAAAGACAAAGACGAGGAUAAAGAUAAAGACAAAGACGAGGAUAAAGACAAAGACGAGGAUAAAGAUAAAGACAAAGACGAGGAUAAAGAUAAAGACAAAGACGUGGAUAAAGAUAAAGACAAAGACGUGGAUAAAGAUAAAGACAAAGACGAGGAUAAAGACAAAGACAAAGACGUGGAUAAAGACAAAGACAAAGACGAGGAUGCUCCAGUGCUGCGUUUCCGUCCAGUAGCGGUGUCACCCAGAAUCCGGACAAGCUAG